AUGACACUAGAAUGUGUGGAUGAUGUGGUUUUGUUGAACGGAGAAAUACAGGGAAACAUGAAAAAAGUUGGAAGCAAAAUAAAGUAUAACUGUAACAGCGGGCUGAAAGAGCGAGAUAACAAGAAAAACGCCGAAUGUUUGGCGAAUGGUCAGUGGAGCCAGGCAGCAGAAUGUAUAUCAGCUUGCGGUGAAGUACCAGCCAUAGGCAAUGGUAAUAUUGUUAUUGACACAGUGAACAUAAACAAGGCGUUAAUAACCUGUGAUCUGGGGUACAAGCCCAAUCCGUCUAGUACGAUCACCUGCGUACAGGGAUCCAGCACCUGGGGAGGCCCGACGUGUGAACUUAUUGCGUGCGGGAGUCUACCGACAAUAGCACAUGGAGUCGCUACUCUAUCUGUACCGGGAGCCAGCCAAUACCAGGAUACUGCUGUAGUCACGUGUGAUGCCUGGUUCCAAACAAGCACUAGUCUAAUUACAUGUACAGCGUCAGGAAGCUGGACUUCAGCAAGUUGUACUGAUGUUAUGUGCUACCCAGGUACACCUUGGGAGUAUCAAGGACAAGUAAGUGUUACUGUCUCCGGUAGAACGUGUCAACGAUGGGAUACAAAUUUUCCGCACUAUGUAUGGGAAAAAAAUCUUCAAUAUUAUCCAGAGAAUACAUUGUCAGAGGCCAGCAAUUAUUGUAGAAAUCCGGAAUCAUCAUCAAACAAUCCAUGGUGUUACACAACAGAUCCAUUUAAAAAAUGGGAAUAUUGUGCUGAUCCUUGUGCAAACCAAGACUGCUCAAAUGAACGAACUUGUGAUACUUCCACAGAGACAUGCAUGCACAAAGAAUGUGUGGAUGAUGUGGUUUUGUUGAACGGAGAAAUUCUUGGAAAUAUGAAACAAGUUGGCGGAAAGAUAAAAUAUAUUUGUAAAAGUGGACUGAAUGAACGAGAUAACAAGGAAAACGCUGAAUGUUUGGCGAAUGGUCAGUGGAGCCAAACAGCAGAAUGUGUAUCAGCUUGCGGCGAGGUACCAACCAUAGGCAAUGGUAAUAUUAUCAUAGACACAGUGGACAUAAACAAGGCGUUAAUUACCUGUGAUCCGGGGUACCAGGCGAAUCCGUCUAGUACGAUCUUCUGUGUACAGGGAUCCAGCACCUGGGGAGGCCCGUCGUGUAAACCUAUUGUUUGUGGCAAUCCUGAUCCAAUAAGCAAUGGUAACAUUGCACUCACUGUGCCUGGCAGCUAUACUUAUCUAGAUACAGCAGACGUGACUUGCUCAUCCGGGUUCCAGGCAAAUGUGAAUUUAGUAACUUGUAAAAUUGACGGGGACUGGGAAACAGCAAGUUGUGACCGUAUAUCAUGCGGGAGUCUACCGACUAUAACACAUGGAGUCGCUACUCUAUCUGUACCGGGAGCCAGCCAAUACCAGGAUACUGCUGAAGUCACGUGUGAUGCCUGGUUCCAAACAAGCACUAGUCCAAUAACAUGUACAGCGUCUGGAAGCUGGACUUCAGCAAGUUGUACAGAUGUUAUGUGCUACCCAGGUACACCUUGGGAAUAUCAAGGACAAGUAAGUGUUACGGUCUCCGGUAGAACAUGUCAACGAUGGGAUACAAAUACACCGCAUCAAGUAUUGGAAACAAAUCUUCAAUAUUAUCCAGAGAAUACACUGUCAGAGGCCAGCAAUUAUUGUAGAAAUCCGGAAGCAGGAUCAUACAAUCCAUGGUGUUACACAACAGAUCCAUCGAAAGAAUGGGAAUAUUGUGCUGUGGUUCCAUUUAUGAAAGGUGUGUCAUUACCUAGAUGUGUGGAAGAAUGCGGACUACGCCAACACUGUGCGUCUCUCAAUUAUAGAAGGCACGAGCAUGUCUGCGAACUUUUUUCUUCCGCUGAAGAAGGGAAUGGAUAUAUGAAAGGUUGUUUAUUCAUUCCUGCAACAGAUAUAACAAUCAAACAGGAUCCUUGUGCAAACCAAGACUGCUCAAAUGAACGAACUUGUGAUACUUCCACAGGGACAUGCAUGCACAAAGAAUGUGCGGAUGAUGUGGUUUUGUUGAACGGAGAAAUUCUUGGAAAUAUGAAACAAGUUGGCGGAAAGAUAAAAUAUACCUGUAACAGCGGACUGAAUGUACGUGAUAACAAGGAAUACGCUGAAUGUUUGGCGAAUGGUCAGUGGAGCCAGACAGCAGAAUGUAUAUCAGCUUGCGGCGAAGUACCAACCAUAGGCAAUGGGAAUAUUAUCCUAGACACAGCGGACAUAAACAAGGCGUUAAUAACCUGUGAUCCGGGGUUCCAGGCGAAUCCGUCUAGUACGAUCUUUUGUGUACAGGGAUCCAGCACCUGGGGAGACCCGUCCUGUGAACCUAUUGUUUGUGGCAAUCCUGAUCCAAUAAGCAAUGGUUACAUUGCACUCACUGUACCUGGCAGCUAUAAGUAUCUAGAUACAGCAGACGUGACUUGCUCAUCAGGGUACCAGCCAAAUGUAAAUCUUAUAACUUGCAAAUUUGACGGGGACUGGGAAACAGCAAGUUGUGACCGUAUAUCGUGCGGAAGCCUGCCGACAAUAACACAUGGAGUCGCUACUCUAUCUGUACCGGGAGCCAGCCGGUACCAGGAUAAUGCUGUAGUCACGUGUGAUGCCUGGUUCCAAACAAGCACUAGUCUAAUUAAAUGCACAGCGUCUGGAAGCUGGACUUCAACAAGUUGUACUGAUGUUAUGUGCUACCCAGGUACACCUUCGAAAUAUCAAGGACAAGUAAGUGUUACAGUCUCCGGUAAAACGUGUCAGCGAUGGGAUCAAAAUACACCGCAUAACGUAGAUGUAACAUAUCUUCAAUAUUUUCCAGGGAACACACUGUCUGACGCCAGUAAUUAUUGUAGAAAUCCCACAGCAGGAUCAGACAAUCCAUGGUGUUACACAACAGAUCCAUCGGAACCAUGGGAAUAUUGCGCUGUGGUUCCUUGA
Molecule: messenger RNA, 2952 nt
Organism: Ruditapes philippinarum (Manila clam)
Lineage: Eukaryota; Metazoa; Mollusca; Bivalvia; Venerida; Veneridae
Product: sushi, von Willebrand factor type A, EGF and pentraxin domain-containing protein 1-like
Exons: 17
Coding region: 1-2952 (983 amino acids)
Source: RefSeq, a predicted model, not a curated record